AUGUCAACAAUGAUGAGAAUGAACCCCUGGGGUGAAGAAUACUACGAUGACGAUGAGGUUCUAAUCAAUAAUCCAGAAGAUGAUCCCGAGGACGUCUCUGACUAUGACGGACUAGAGAGCAAUGAAGACCUACAGGACAGAAAUUCCAACCAAAACGUAGCAGCACCAACCGGAAAUCUAGCUCGUGGGGCUGUAAGGCUUCCUAGAGAUUCAGCUGAAGAGGAGAACGCACAAGGAGUGCCAUUGGUAGGAGUAAAAAGAGACCCAAAACAUGGAAAUCAAAAAUCACCUUUCUGUCACCAAGAGUCCAAAAAUCCCUCAUCACAAUACACUUCCCCUGUUUUAUAA
This is a messenger RNA of Melampsora larici-populina 98AG31, 348 nucleotides long. RefSeq lists its product as uncharacterized. Bases 1 to 348 code for a protein of 115 amino acids. Lineage: Eukaryota; Fungi; Basidiomycota; Pucciniomycetes; Pucciniales; Melampsoraceae. The record is from RefSeq and is a predicted model, not a curated record. The transcript has 2 exons.